GCCGCACCCUGCCUUUGCUUCUCGUAAAACCCUAACAUCGCUAAACCCUUUCUUUCUCACGACAAGCUUGGAGCAAAAUGGCUCUCAAUUCUUUACUUCGCCGAUCAGCUUCAACAGUUGCACCUCUCACCGCUCGAUUAUUGGGCGGUCAAAGAACGUUCAACCACCACUGCGGUGGCUCUUUGUUCACCGCCGUCAAUCACACUCGGAAGAUCAUUUCUAACAAUUCCUUUUUGGUUCCUUCAGUUUCUCGCUUUUCUUAUUCGGCUUCUCCUGCUCUGAAACGCCCGACUUCUGAUGAGUCGCUCCUUCGAGUUAUCGAAUCUGAGAUCAAAUGCUCGGAAGAGAGCUUCGAGGAGGGUGAAGGGGUUCCGGAUGGCUUCCCGUUUGAACUUAAUGACAAUCCUGGGCAGCAAACAAUAUCCCUGAGCAGAGAAUACCAAGGUGAAACUAUCCAUGUUGAAGUUGAACCAUCUAGCCUUGUUACAGGUCAGGAAGAAGAUGACGAUGAUGAUGAUGAUGAUACUGAAAAAGACAAUCAAUCAAGUCUCCCGAUGAUUGUAAAAGUAUCUAAAACAGGUGGCCCCUGUUUGGAGUUUGGUAUCACUGCUUAUGCUGAUGAGAUUGUUAUUGAUAGCUUGUCAGUCAAAGAUCCAGAAAUGGCUGAUGACCAACUUCCUUACGAAGGACCUAGAUUUGAUGAAUUGGAUGAGAAUCUGCAGAAAGCGUUCCACAAGUAUUUGGAGAUCAGGGGAAUCAAGCCGAGUGCAACCAAUUUUCUGCAUGAGUACAUGGUGAACAAAGAUCACAGAGAGUACACAAACUGGCUUAAGAACCUUAAGAAGUUUGUAGAGGCAUAAAUGGUAUGCUUCAGAUUUUUGAUUUCGCUGGCCCUUUUGGACAAACAAUAGUUGGAUGUUUUGGGUUAUUUUAGAAGUAUUAGACUUGUUGGUUUCUUUAAGUGUCUAAUGAUUCUCAAGUCGUGUAAGCUAACGUGGAAAUCAUAAAUACCUAUUGAUUGUGGCUUUUAUUGCUGCAACUGAAAUGUUGUUUUUACCAUCAAGACACUUUUUUAGGCACUGCUUUCCGCCUUUGCAAGGGAAAACAGCACAUGCCAUAUAGACAGUGUGUAUUGGCAAGUUGCUGUUGAUGGCAUGUGCCAUGGAGCUAGGUUUUGGUCUAUUUUGGUGAAUAAAGUCCUAGUUAUAUAGUCUUUUUUAAUUCUAUUGUAGCAAGAACAAUAUAUAAUUGAUAAGUUUUGUGGU
Cynara cardunculus var. scolymus (artichoke) is the source of this 1265-nucleotide messenger RNA. RefSeq lists its product as uncharacterized. Gene Ontology annotation, cellular component: mitochondrial matrix. The transcript is spliced from 3 exons. The coding region runs from base 78 to 860 and encodes 260 amino acids. Lineage: Eukaryota; Viridiplantae; Streptophyta; Magnoliopsida; Asterales; Asteraceae. The record is from RefSeq and is a predicted model, not a curated record.